Molecule: messenger RNA, 1575 nt
Organism: Schistocerca americana (American grasshopper)
Lineage: Eukaryota; Metazoa; Arthropoda; Insecta; Orthoptera; Acrididae
Product: piggyBac transposable element-derived protein 3-like
Exons: 3
Coding region: 1-1575 (524 amino acids)
Source: RefSeq, a predicted model, not a curated record
AUGAUUCGCAAUCAUAAAUCAUUAUCAGAAGAAGAAAUAUUGCUGCUUCUCGAAGGUGAUUUAUCUGAUUUGGAACUUGAUACGUCUGAUGUGGAGGAAGAGAUUGAAAAUGCUUGGCAGCGGGACCCUACUACACUGGAUAUACAGUUUCUUCAAGGAAUGGACCUUGAUAUGGUUGAAAUUCUGGACCCUCAAUCCAAUGAUGAGGAUGAUGUUCCCUUAGCUUCAAGAUUACUUGCUGAGACAAACCUUGCUCCAAGUCAUUCAGCUCAGGAAAUUCAGUGUGAUACACACUGGGAUCUUCGGUGGAGAAUGAAGGACAUUGAAGAAGUGGACACAUCAUGUAAUGCAGUUUUUUCUGACCCUCCAGGAGAUGAACUGACACCUUUGCAGUAUUUCAGAACAAUGUGUAGUGAUGACAUUAUCCAGAGCCUAGUCGAACAAUAUAAUCUAUACUGCACACAGAAAACAUGUGCAUCUUUAGAUACAAAUGUUCGUGAAAUAGAAAAGUAUAUAGGGAUAAACAUCCUAGCAGGUGUUGUGAAAACGCCUAGUUACAGAAUGUACUGGGCAGAGGCUACAAGAUUUUCUCCAUUAGCUGACUCAAUGCCUAGAAAUAGGUUUGAUAAGCUAAGAAAUUAUUUACAUGUGAAUGACAACACUAAAAUGAAACCAAGAGAGGACCCUGAUUAUGACAAGCUGUUCAAGGUGAGACUAUUUGUUGACGAAAUCAAACAAGGUUUUUCAAUUAUUGAACCUGAGGAAUAUCAUUCAGUGGAUGAAUUAAUCAUUCCUUUCAAAGGUCAUUCACCCCUGAAACAGUAUGUAAAAAGCAAACGACACAAGUGGGGUAUAAAAGUUUUUGCCCGUGCUGACAAUUGGUUCACCUCUUACAAUCUUAUUUCUGCCGUGAAAAACUAUGGCAUUUUGGCUGUUGGAACUGUUAGACCCACAAGACUUCAAGGCUGCAGUCUAAAAGCAGACAGUGAGCUGAAAAAGCAGGGACGAGGAUCAUACGAUUAUCGAACUGAAACAGAAAGGAACAUCAUAGCGCUGAAGUGGUAUGAUAACAAGUCUGUCGUUCUUGCAUCAUCAUACAAAGGAGUAAGUCCAGUAGAACCAGUGAAACGCUGGUCAGUGGGAGAACGGAAACAUAUUGAUGUUCCAAGGCCAGACAUUGUUAGAGAAUAUAACCGUUCUAUGGGAGGAGUUGACCUGCACGACAUGCUGGUUGCUUUGUAUAGGAGUAAUAUUGAUGUGAAAAGAUUUAAUCUAAGGAUCGUAUUCCACCUCCUUGACAUGUGUCUUGUGAAUGCGUGGCUCCUAUACCGCCGACAUUGCAGACAAAGAGGAAUUAUUAAACACAUGUCUCUGUUGAUUUUUCGGUCUGAUGUAGCUCAUGGACUACUAAAAGCAGAAGACAUUUUGAUAAGAAGACGAGGACGGCCAUCAGAUGACAGUCCAUCGCCUACAGUUGUGAAGAAACGAGCCCCAUUGGUUCCCAGCCCAGUUGAUGAUCAUAUUCUCGAACGAAAUGCAUCAAAUGUAAUACCAAAGACAGGAACUGUUUCUUAA